UUAAGAGACUUCCUCUCUAUCUUACUUGCACAUCUACAAUGGCAUUGUGGUACUUUAACCUCUUCCUUCUUCUCUCCUUCUCAGGAGCCCAAGCAGCUAUUUUCACAUUGAAGAACAAUUGUAGGAACACCAUAUGGCCCGGUAUCCAAGCGGGCUCCGGUAAACCCGUCUUGAACAACGGCGGGUUUAAGCUAAAACCCGGUGAAUCUGUGAAUAUCAAUGCACCAACAGGAUGGUCAGGUCGUUUCUGGGGUCGUCGUUCAUGUUCUUUCGAUGCUACCGGGAAGGGAACCUGUUUAACAGGUGAUUGUGGGGGUGUCUUAGAAUGUGCCGGCGCAGGCGGAGCACCACCCACAACACUUGCAGAAUUCACCCUUGAUAGUCCAAUGGAUUUCUAUGAUGUUAGCCUUGUUGAUGGUUAUGACCUUUCUGUCUCAAUAGUACCCGUCGGCGGUACCGGAGAUUGUAAGCCGACAAAGUGUGUCUCAGACCUGAACAGAACUUGCCCAACAAGUCUGCAAGUGAAAAACAGUAAGGGGAGGGUGAUUGCAUGUAAGAGUGCUUGUAUGGCUUUCAAUAGCCCCGAGUACUGCUGUACUGGGGCUUUUGGGUCUCCAAAUACUUGCAAGCCAACUGAUUACUCUAAGGCAUUCAAGGCUGCUUGCCCAACUGCAUAUAGCUAUGCCUAUGAUGAUGCCACAAGCACUUUUACAUGCAAGGGAGCUAACUAUUUGAUCUCAUUUUGUUAACUUCACAUUCAAUUCAUUCUCCUUUUCUUACUUAUUAUGCAAU
Telopea speciosissima is the source of this 792-nucleotide messenger RNA. RefSeq names its product pathogenesis-related thaumatin-like protein 3.5. The record is from RefSeq and is a predicted model, not a curated record. The transcript is spliced from 2 exons. Bases 39 to 749 code for a protein of 236 amino acids. Gene Ontology annotation, biological process: defense response. Gene Ontology annotation, cellular component: extracellular region. NCBI's taxonomy places the organism in Eukaryota, Viridiplantae, Streptophyta, Magnoliopsida, Proteales, Proteaceae.